Molecule: messenger RNA, 1662 nt
Organism: Dothidotthia symphoricarpi CBS 119687
Lineage: Eukaryota; Fungi; Ascomycota; Dothideomycetes; Pleosporales; Dothidotthiaceae
Exons: 7
Coding region: 198-1559 (453 amino acids)
Molecular function (GO): protein binding
Source: RefSeq, a predicted model, not a curated record
GGUUAGAAGAAGAUUACGAGAACGGAAGAACCGCUCCUCGGCCUUCGUUCACCUCAGCAGCAUCCAGCCCUAUCGGGUUUCUUAUCUCCGGAACCCCACUGCAUUGCAUGUGCCGAGAUACAUCACGACAUCGACAUUAACAUCGAGCCUCGGACCAUUACUUUGUACGGAUCUCACUCAGGGAUCAAAUAACUGCAAUGACGGAACUCCUUGACUUAUGCUAUGAUGUCUUGAUCCGGAUCCUGGAGGAGAUCAAUCCAGAAGACCUCGCAGCAUGUGCACUAACAUCCCGAGGCUUCAACGAAUUCAUCAAGAAGAACAAACGCUUAUACAAGGCACAUUAUCUAAGAAUCUUGGAUGACCCUCGCCGCAAGCCACGCGAUCCGGAGCCAGAAUGGGUACCAGAGCUCCAAAAGAUCGUCAAAUGCCGCAGGAUACUACAAUCAGCCGACAAUUUCCUGAAGCGAGAUGAAUUCGGCUUUGUUGCAUCGACAGUGGAAAGCCUAAUCGCCACCGCAUCAACAGACCAAUUCAACCACUCUCAAAAUCAGAACCUAGUAUCCCAGUCUUUCUCUAUAUCCCAGAACCACGAUGCAUUCAUGUGUCGAUCCUCGCUGUACUCGCGCGCAGGAACAGAAUACCAGAAGGCAGCAGACGACGAAGAGAGCCGGCAACUAAGCGCCAAACUACUCUGUCUCUUCGGCAUUCCUUCGAGCACCAUUGGGCGAAGGGUUCUUUCUACGCACUCCUACGCUCGGUCAAGAGUGUAUGAUUUGCGGACUUACACGGAUAAGACGCAAUGGGGUCCUUUCCGGGAUGACGGGAGUAUGCGGACGGACUGGGAGAUGGUGGAGAGCCUUAUGAUUGUUUUGGCCUAUAACUCAGGACUCUGCUGUAGGAGGUUUCUACAGAACUUUCGCCCGCCGUGGUCCGAGCCGUUAGAGGGUGUGGUGCCACGACAAGCGGAUGGGGUGUCGAAUGCGCUAACGAGGGAACUCGACGUCCCGUUGCAGCUCAGAGAUCCGUAUAAUGUCUCUGGUCUCUGGUCACGUAUUGUGUGCUUCAUGGACUACAACGAUCUUUACCAGUUCAACUUUAGCUCCCAAGCCAUGAAAGUCCCUUCCGAUGAACCGCGAGAGCCCCUCAACACCGAAGAAGCGAUCCGACAUAUCCUGAUGGACCUCCAAGUCACAUCUAUCGAACCAGCCGGUGAAUUCGAUAACCCAACCUUACCCGUCGUGCACUUCAACGGGAAAUCGCGAGCCGUAGAUGCAGCCUGGGAUCCGAGUGCCAACUCGAAAAUCCGAGGCUCCGUACGUCUCACCCCUUCCGGUGACGUGCGCUGGCAGACCAUAUCCGUCUUUUACGGCGGUGAAGAGCGCUGGCGCAGUGAAGGCAUUCAAGUUGGCGGCGUACGAUCUAAGCGUGGUGUUAUAGGGACGUGGUUCGACAAGGACUUUGAUCCGCAUGGGCCGGCGGGUCCGACUGCGUUUUGGAAGACGUGUGAUAGGGGGUUGGGCGAGGACGAGGAUGAGGACGAGAGUGAUGAGGGAUGGUGAGCGAAGGACGGAUGUGGGGAAAGGAUUUGAGGGUUUAGGUGUUUGGUGUGAUGGUGCAAGUUGGGGGAUUGGUUCUUAGGUUUUGCCUGCGUUGUUCUUGCUC